Molecule: messenger RNA, 4079 nt
Organism: Varanus komodoensis (Komodo dragon)
Lineage: Eukaryota; Metazoa; Chordata; Lepidosauria; Squamata; Varanidae
Gene: GPANK1
Product: G-patch domain and ankyrin repeats 1
Exons: 3
Coding region: 316-1368 (350 amino acids)
Molecular function (GO): protein binding; nucleic acid binding
Source: RefSeq, a predicted model, not a curated record
AUGUCUGAUCUUUACGACCAUAGUUGUUGUUAGUCGCGAAGUCGUGUCCGAUCUAUCGCGACCCCAUAGACAAACAGAGGUUUAUUAAAAAAUAAAAAUAAAAAAUAGAAGGAUAUACAAGCUGAAGUUCCGUUAAAAAAAAAAGAAAGGAAGGAAGUUGUCCUUGGCCGUGGUUCCCCAUAGUCGUGGAGUGGUUUCGGUCUCUAUCCUUCCGUGGAGAGUCAAGCAUCUGAUCAAUCUUGGAAUUACUAAUAAUCGGCUGAGAAGUUCUGAGUUGUAGCUCCAGCUUUAUACCUAGCACUACUCUGCUUUGACAUGAACCAUGGUCCACAACUGAUCACCUUUACUCGUGCUCAGGAGGAGUCAGAUCUGUGGAGGGAUGGGCAAGUCCAGAAAAAAAGCUGUAGAGACUCCCAUGUCUUUGGCCAGGAGGAAGGCGAUGCUGCUGGGGAGGCAGCACGCAGCUUCUAUGAGACCCUGGUGCUUCCAAGUGAUCAUGGGAGGACCUCACAGAGGAAACGAAAAGUGACGUCUGUCCCUCGCCACCCAGCAGAGAGAGCUCCUUGCACCCAGAGCCACCCAGGACAGACAGAUGCCCGCAAAGGAAAUCAGCUCUUGAAAGCUGCCCAAGAUGGCAACCUGACAUCUUUGCGGAUGCUGGUGGAGAAGGAAGGCUGUGAUGUGAACUACAGAGAUGGCUAUUACUGGACUGCUGUGAUGUGUGCCGCCUAUGCUGGACAGGGGGAGGCAGUGCGAUAUCUUCUGAGCCAUGGUGCUGCCUGGGUAGGGGUUUGUGAGACUCAGGGCCGGGAUGCUCUGGAUCUGGCUGAGGAAGCAGGACAUCGGGAAGUGGUUGAUGUCUUACAGGAAAGCGAAAGGCCCCAUGUGAAGCGGGAACCCUUCAGCUCGCAGGCACCGACAGAAAGAAAAUACUGUGCUGUGUGCCAGAUAAACUACAGUGAAGACACCGUGGCUCUCCAUGAGCGCUCCACUGCCCACCUCUUCAACCGGCAUGACCCGCUACCUCCCACCCGCUACCACAUCCCAGAGAACAAUGUGGGUUUCCAGCUGAUGGUCAAAGGGGGCUGGGAUCAGGAAGCUGGCCUGGGGCCUGAGGGCACUGGCCGUAAGUUCCCCAUCCAGACUGUCCUCAAGCGAGAUCAGAAGGGCCUGGGAUUCUGCAGCAACCUCAAACCCAAGGUGACCCACUUCAGUGCCAAUGACCCAAGUGCUGUGGAGCAACACACAGCCCAGCAGCCCCGGAAAGAACGGGCAGCAACAGUGGGGAAGCGUGAGGCCCGCCGCAGAGAAGCCAGGUCUGCUGCUUGGGAACGCAACUUCCGUACUUACAUGAACCUUGAUUUUUGAACUCUUCUUGCAGGGGUGAGAAACCCAUUAACUGCCAGAUGUUGCUUGACUCCCACCAGCAUGGCCAGUAGGAAGGGAUGCUGGGAGUUGUAGCUGCAUAGCAUCUGAAGGGCCGGUGGAUUAUCAGGUUGUCUACAGAGCCGAGUAAUGAGCCCUCUUCCUCCUUUUGGCACAGUUGAAACCAUAAUAUUGGAAGGGGAGGGAGAACAACAAAGAGCUGUUGGCCAGGAACUAGAGAGAACCAGAAAGAUCAACUUCCUUGUGCCCUUGAAGUAAAAAAUAUGUGUAGCUUAAGUGCAUCAAUUGGUAAUGAGGGAGAAAUUACUGGAUAUAAUCUUGCUUUUUUUUUCUUUCUCAGUCAAGAAAAAUUGGCUUUUAAGUCUGCUGCUGGAUCACACCACUUCCAGUCAUCCUAGGGCAGCAGUUUUAGGCGGAAAACAGACUUCCAUGGUCUCCCUGAGAAGCAAAAGGCCCACAUCUCAGCAUGUAACAGGGAGAUCAUAUGACCCAUUCUACUCCUUGCGGCCCCUCCCUUUCCCUCCUCCCCCCUCAGUCCUAAGUAUACCGUAGGAGCACUGAGGGUUCUGUCCACCUGUGCUGGACGUACAUUUCACGUACUCACUCAUGUGUUUUCCAGCACUACCGCAGCUUGAAUUUGCCUUUCUUCUUCCCCAGGGUCAUGAUAGACUCUAUCUACUUUCCAGCCAAAAAAGGAGUAAUGUUACAACUUUGAGAUCAUCCUAGCAAAUUGAUUGCAGUAAGUGCUGGACAAACAAUGUAGUUUUUCAGUCUGAUGAAUUUAGAGGUACUCUGAAGGGCUUUUCCAAAGUUAGUGCUAGAGUCUUGCACAAGGUAGAAAAUGGGAAUCCAGAGCUGUGCUUCUUGUUUCUACAAGCUGUUCAACUUUUACAACUUUCAGAUUUUACAACCGCUUAUGAUGCAUGCCAGCACAGGGCAGUACACAGUGUCUUAUGAUGUGUGCUUGCACUAAAUCUCUUGCACAAGAGCACACAAUAUCUUCCAGUAGUCCUUCCUCAAGAGUUUUUGGAACAAGUGGUACUGCCAGGAUUAAUUCUGCUUGCUCAUCUCUUUAUUCAAUCUGGUAUAUAUACAAUUUAUGGAACUUGCUGUCACAAGAUGUCUGGCCUUUAAUAGCCUUGUGCUCUCCAAAUAUUUUGGGCUAACUUCUAUUAGAACUGUUGCUUAAGCUGACCAAUUCCUACAGCUGUAGCACCAGUAAUGUUUGAAAUCAUGUGCUUGGGCAAUGUCCAGAAACUGCCUCUUUGCGUGGAAGUUAUGAUAUGGGUAAACUUUGUAUUAGAACACUCUUCAAUAUUUUCUGAUGUCCAUGUGCUUUUAAAUUAUUUGCCUGGUUCUUGAAAGUUAAAAUUUGAUUAGUGUAAGUAGAUUUUCUGUGCCCUUGUGACAACUAAAAGACUGAGACUACAACACUGGAAAGCUAAGUUCAGUGGAUUGAAGACAUUUAGCAAUGCUUUCAGUAUUUCAGCAGAUGACAUGAAGACACUACUGGACAUAUGUAUGGAAGUUUGGUAUGCCUUUUCUGCAACUUAGAAAUGAUUAAUACAUUUGAAUUUAUGCUGUUUAGAUAUUUUCAUAUCAGUGUCACUUAAUUUUCUUGUUUCUUUCGUGUACAUGUGUGUUUUCAUAAAGGUCACUGUACAAAUAAAAGCUCUCCUCUUGACCCCCCCCCCUUGCAUGGCCAAAAGACAGGAUGUUGGCACUUUGAGUGCAGCGGGCUAAGCAAAUGCAUGGAAGAGGACAGAUCCCUCAAUGGCUGUAGCUGUAGUUGGCUUCAUUUUCACUCCAUUUCAGAGACUUUCAUUAAGAAGCAACUGCAGGGAAACACAUGGGCACACAGCAUCAUGUGGAAAAUAAUGAGCAGGCACAUGCUUAUUUAUGUAUUAUAUUUAUAUCCCACCAUUUUUCCUUCCAAGGAACUCAAGGCAGCUUACAUAAUUCUCUUCCUCUCAAUCUUACCCUCACAACAACAACCCUGUGGGGUAGGUUGGGCUGCGAGUCUGUGACUGGCCCAGAGUUGCCCACUUAGCUCAAUGGCUGAGUGGGGACUAGAACCCAGAGCUCUCAGAUUCCUCAGUGCCAUACUCCUAACCACUACACUACACUACACCCGUUAUCAAGCUUGCUAACAGCCUUUCAUUCCAGGUUUAGGGCUCAUUAAUUAGACUGUAGUGCAGACCACUGCUGCUCCUGCCAACUGCAGCAUAAUAUUGCUAUUAAUUGUGGUAUGACUUUGCCAAUCAGUUGCUACUAAUACCAGUACUUGCUUAUGGUGGGGAUGCUAAGCAGGAGCAUUUGCCAGUCAGCAGAGCCAGAGACUAUGUUAGAGCAACAGCCACAACUGUUUGCCAACCAUAUCGUAAUCAUACGGUUUUAAAAUAAAAAUAUUUCAACAACAAGUUAAAACUUUAUUUAGUAUCUGAUUUUAGAGUGGAUUAUUAGUUUGCUGUUGGUUUAUUGUUUAUUGGUUGUUGUUAGUGGUUAUAUUGUGUUUAUUUUCCUCCUGUUCCUAUUGGUAUGGUUUAUAUUGUAUUUUAAUUCUGUUUUAUGAUUUAAGAUUUGUUUUUCUUAUUUGUGUGUGUGUGUGUAUACAGAGCGCACUGUGAGUCUCCCAGAGUCUCUGGCUAUGGGACAGCAUAGAAAUGUGGUAAAUAAAUAAAUAUAAAUUAUCA